GGCGACACGCUUCCGGCCACCAUUCCAGAGUGAGCUGCCCUCUGCCUGUGCUGGAAGAUGUCCCAAUCCACCCAGCCCGCCACCGCCGAUGAGGGGGCCACGUUCCAGCACCUAUGGAGUUCUCUGGAGCCGGACAGCACCUACUUCGAUCUUCCCCAGCCGGGCCAGGGGAAUGAGGAAGUGGCAGGUGGUGCAGAGGCUGGCAUGGAUGUCUUCCACCUGCCGGGCAUGACCGCGCCUGUCAUGUCCCAGUUCAAUUUGCUGAGCAGCACCAUGGACCAGAUGAGCAGCCGCGCUGCCUCGGCCAGCCCCUACACCCCGGAGCACGCCGCCAGCGUGCCCACCCACUCGCCCUACGCGCAGCCCAGCUCCACCUUCGACACCAUGUCACCCGCGCCCGUCAUCCCCUCCAACACCGACUACCCUGGCCCCCACCACUUCGAGGUGACCUUCCAGCAGUCGAGCACAGCCAAGUCAGCCACCUGGACGUACUCCCCGCUGCUGAAGAAGCUCUACUGCCAAAUCGCCAAGACGUGCCCCAUCCAGAUCAAGGUGUCUGCCCCGCCGCCCCCAGGCACCGCCAUCCGCGCCAUGCCUGUCUAUAAGAAGGCGGAGCAUGUGACCGAGGUUGUGAAGCGCUGCCCCAACCACGAGCUCGGUCGGGACUUCAAUGAAGGACAGUCCGCUCCUGCCAGCCACCUCAUCCGCGUGGAGGGCAACAACCUCUCGCAGUACGUGGACGACCCAGUCACCGGCCGGCAGAGCGUCAUGGUGCCCUAUGAGCCCCCGCAGGUGGGAACAGAGUUCACCACCAUCCUGUACAACUUCAUGUGCAACAGCAGCUGUGUUGGGGGCAUGAACCGGCGGCCCAUCCUCAUCAUCAUCACCCUGGAGACGCGGGACGGACAGGUGCUGGGCCGCCGGUCUUUCGAGGGCCGCAUCUGUGCCUGUCCUGGCCGAGACCGCAAAGCAGAUGAAGACCACUACCGUGAGCAGCAGGCCCUCAACGAGAGUGCUGCCAAGAGCGGGGCUGCCAGCAAGCGUGCCUUCAAGCAGAGCCCCCCUACUGUUCCUGCCCUGGGCACCAACGUGAAGAAGAGGCGGCAUGGUGACGAUGACGUGUACUACAUGCACGUGCGGGGCCGGGAGAACUUUGAGAUCCUGAUGAAGGUCAAGGAGAGCCUGGAGCUGAUGGAGCUGGUGCCCCAGCAGCUGGUGGACUCCUACCGGCAGCAGCAGCAGCAGCUCCUGCAGAGGCCGAGCCACCUUCAGCCUCCAUCGUAUGGGCCUGUCCUCUCGCCCAUGAGCAAAGCACACGGGGCCGUCAACAAGCUGCCCUCAGUCAACCAGCUGGUGGGCCAGCCUCCCCCGCAUGGCUCAGCGGCUGGGCCCAAUCUGGGACCCAUGGGCCCCGGGAUACUCAACAACCACAGCCACACCCUGCCGGCCAACGGGGAGAUGAAUGGUGGCCCCAGCUCCCAGUCCAUGGUCUCGGGGUCCCACUGUACCCCGCCACCCCCCUACCAUGCUGACCCCAGCCUGGUCAGUUUUCUAACAGGAUUGGGGUGUCCAAACUGCAUCGAGUAUUUCACCUCCCAGGGCUUACAGAACAUUUACCACCUACAGAACCUGACGAUAGAGGACCUGGGGACCCUGAAGAUCCCCGACCAGUACCGCAUGACCAUCUGGAGGGGCCUCCAGGACCUGAAGCAGAGCCACGACUACGGCGCCCAGCAGCUGAUCCGCUCCAGCAGCAACGCGGCCACCAUCGCCAUCGGGGGCUCGGGGGAACUUCAGCGCCAGCGGGUCAUGGAGGCUGUGCACUUCCGCGUGCGCCACACCAUCACCAUCCCCAACCGCGGGGUGCCCGCCGGGGGCGCGGGGCCCGACGAGUGGGCCGACUUCGGCUUCGACCUCCCAGACUGCAAGUCCCGCAAACAGUCAAUUAAAGAGGAGUUCACGGAGAGCGAGGCCAACUGAAUGGGGAGGACACGGCCAGACCCCCUGCCCCCGUGCUGUCGACGCGGAG
Messenger RNA from Budorcas taxicolor (takin), 2029 nucleotides. RefSeq names its product tumor protein p73 (gene TP73). Gene Ontology annotation, molecular function: RNA polymerase II cis-regulatory region sequence-specific DNA binding; DNA-binding transcription factor activity, RNA polymerase II-specific; protein binding. Bases 58 to 1980 code for a protein of 640 amino acids. Gene Ontology annotation, biological process: apoptotic process; regulation of transcription by RNA polymerase II; protein tetramerization. Gene Ontology annotation, cellular component: nucleus. The record is from RefSeq and is a predicted model, not a curated record. The transcript has 14 exons. NCBI's taxonomy places the organism in Eukaryota, Metazoa, Chordata, Mammalia, Artiodactyla, Bovidae.